Cydia pomonella (codling moth) is the source of this 4134-nucleotide messenger RNA. It is a transcript of the gene Y-e, whose product is annotated as protein yellow-like. Gene Ontology annotation, cellular component: extracellular region. The record is from RefSeq and is a predicted model, not a curated record. Lineage: Eukaryota; Metazoa; Arthropoda; Insecta; Lepidoptera; Tortricidae. The transcript has 8 exons. The coding region runs from base 158 to 1396 and encodes 412 amino acids.
CGAGUGUUCUGUAGCGUAGUGUUUUGUUCUUCCAGUAGAGUUUGUCUUUGCCGUGGUACGUAACGUACGCCCGCUGUGAGUGCUCGGUUUCGCGCGAUAAUCGAUAUUGGAUCAAUCUGACCGGAGUCCGUUGCCGCGUGCUCGUCAAUUACAGAAUAUGGGAUACCACGUUUUGCUGCUAUGCGCGUGGCUCAGCUCAGCCAGCGCUAUGCUGGAAGUCGUGAGCCAGUGGAACGUGAUGCAGUUCGACUUCCCGCCGGAUCCGGUGCUGCUAGAGAAGUUCCAGCCGGAGAACACGGUGGCCACGGGCUUGGAGAUCGGGUGGGACAGGAUCUACCUGGGUAUACCGCGAUUGCGCGCUGGCGUGCCCGCCACGCUCGCCUGGAUACCCCGGAGCUUGCCGCCUGGUGUCAGUCCCGUCCUUCAGGCCUACCCGGACUGGUCGUGGCACACGGCUGGCCGCGGCGACAUCAACUGCACCGGGCUAGUCUCCGUGUACCGCGUCAGGGCCGACCGCUGCAACCGCCUCUGGGUCCUGGACGCCGGCGUCGUCACCAGCCUCGACGACUUCCGCCGCGUCUGCCCCCCCAAGAUACUCAUCUUUGACAUGGCUACCGACCGCCUGGUGCGAAGCGUGUACUUCCCCCGUGAGCUGUUGCGGCCAAGCUCCUUGCUGACCAACCUGGUGCUUGACGAGACCCGUUCCAGCGCUCGCCUCGCCUCCAACUGCGAUAACAUCUUCGCUUACAUUAGUGACACUGUCGCGCCAGGUAUAAUCGUGUACGACGGGCACCGCGACAACGCAUGGCGCGUGACCCACGCCUCCAUGUACCCCGACCCUGACAUGGGGGAGUACGACAUCAACGGGGAACGGUUUACGUUGAUGGACGGUAUCGUCGGCCUGGCGCACUCUCCGGCCCAGGGUCUGCUCUAUUACCAGCCGUUGGCCACUGACAGAUUAUUCAGCGUGUCUACCGCAGUUCUGGCGGCAGGUCCUCCCGCCGAGGGCACCGACUUGCCCGUGAACCUCGUGGGCCGCAAGUCCUCGCAGGGCCUCGGCAUCGCCGUCGACCCUCGCGACGACACGAUCAUCUUCAGCCCCAUUGUCGAAACGGCCAUCGCUGCUUGGAAUCCCAUCAGCAACUCGCAUAGAGUGCUCGCCCAAGACCCGGAGAAGCUGCAAUUCUGCGCAGAGGUGCGGUGGGCCGAGCGCGACAACGGCGCCGUGUGGGCCCUCUCCACGCGCUUCCACAAGUACUUCAAGAGACAAGUCAACAAACACGAGAUACACAUACGUAUCGUUCGCGUCGUGGAAGGGGGCUUCCCCUCGUUGCAGCCGCACGUCCUGCGCCGCUCCGCUCGGAUUCACAGAAACUUCAACACCACGCUGCACUAAUAACAGUCCCAAAUAUAUCCUAAAUUAUUUCGUUACUGCUCGCAGCAGGAUACCUACUUUUUGGCACAUAAAGUAUCAAUUGGUACUUUUUGAGCCUACGUAGCAAGAGACGAAUGUUUUACGUCAGCGGUAUCAUGAUUUUCCCUGCUGUAUGGUAUAGGCGCAAAGAAUAUAACAAAAUGUACACCGAAAUAACAAUUGCCUAGCACGUCUAGUUUAAUUAGAGUAUUGCUGCAAAAUAAGGAAGUAGUAUAGUUUCAUCGCUAAAUUUUGGUCGUUAAUAGUCAAAACAAAAAUAUUACAAAGAGAAAAGGCUCAAACCAAAGUAUUUAAUAUCUGGCGAUAAUAAAGCGAUGGAUGACAAAGCCUUUUAGGGCUUAGUACAAGAGUGAUCAUUAAAUGUAAAGUCUGUGUGACAGGUGGAGGGAUUUAAGUAUAUAAGGGCUACUUACGCGUUCGAGUUAGCAGUUUAUACAGGGUUAAACUGUAAGAUACCAAACGGUUAGCACUGAGCUAGUUGGCUAACCCUGGAAUGCGCAAGUGGCCCUUAUUGAUAUUAAUGUGUCUACUUGUCAUAUCAUUAAAAUAUAGAAACGGUUCUAUACCAUGAUUAUUUUAUUUAAAAGAGUUCGAUAGACAAAUAUCACCAGCGGUGGCCGCAUGGUUGCAUUUUUAUCACAUGCACUAUUCCAGUCACUUUCGCACUUACAUACUUAGAACAUGACAGGCAUAGUGACAGGCAAUAAAAAUGAGACCGUGCUACAGCCGCAGUACCUAUCUAUACCACUCGCGUCGAAUGAUGGUCUCUAUGAUAAUUCCUUCAAGUCUAUUUUGGCUGGUCUUAAUUAAAAAAAUAAUUAAAAUAUAUUUACCAUGAUACUAUUACUUAAACGACUCGUUUCUAAAUAAAUUAAUGUGCUAAUGUUCCAAAACAUGUGUACAAACAUUUUACGUGACAGCUACGCCAUAUAAGUACUGUCAUGUGACUCAGGUGUCAUAGGACCCAUCAAUUGACGCGAGAGUUAUUAGUUGAAUUUUUCCCACAGAGGCUUUUAAACAUAAUAGGCCAUUGAAAUGCUACAUUUCGUCUUGGAUUAAAUAAGGGUCGGCUGAUGAAUACCACCCUAUGUGUUUUUUGAAUAUUUUUUGACGAAUUUAUGUGUAAGUAAUUUAUAGGAAAACAAUUCAAAAUAAAAAUAAUAAUACAAUAAAAUCAUGGGUUUUCAAGUAUUUCACAAUGACUCUAAAGGUCAAAAACUUAUAUUUGAUAAGAGAAUUCCAGACGACCCUUAUUUGAUAGCAAGCAAGAAUGUAGCAAUUAAAUGGGCCAGCAAACAUACUAGCCCAGCAAAUAAGCAAAUAAGGGCUACUUACUUGGAAUGAAUCCAUGGACUACAGGAAUUAAUUCGUCUAUUCCUGAUUUUAUUUGUUUCGUGAUAUACCUAUGUGUUGAAUAUAGCAUUUUUGGCUUAAGUGUGUUUUUUUAUUACAUGACCGUGCCACGAUUGACGUUUAAAAUGUUAUUUAUAUGUAAAUAUACUGUACCAUUUUUUUUAUAUCGAAUCAUAUAGAAAAACGAAAAGUGAUCAUAUUAAAUAUAAAUAGUUUCGAUGAAUGAUUGAUGAAAAUCAGUAUUUAUUGUCACAAUCAUCAAUGUUACCUCGGCAUUGUACCAACAACAUCGAAUUUAUAACUAAUGUUUCUUACAUUACCAACUCAGAAUAGUUACCUUCUGUAUUCAUUUAUCUUAUUUGUAGUCGAUAAGUUUUCUAAUUUUACGUUUUGCAGUGUCAUUUCAUUAUUCUAUUAGGUACUUUACUCAUAAUUAAAUCUACGUUUACAUUUUUCAUGAUAUAUUUGUGUUUUGUAAUAAUAUCCUUUGUUUUUUAACUUACUUUGUAUAUGUUAAAAGAUAAAUUCAUCUUGUAGGGUUUAGAAGGACAUCACGUCAUGGUAUAAAAAGUAAACGAAGUUAACCUUAUUCACCAGUAGCGACUAGUCUAUCUUAUUUGUAUCUUAUUAUAUGUUUUCGUUUUCAUCAUACAUUAGCUAGUAGGAAAUCAAGAAGUGUUCGUAAUUUUAUAAAAAAAAAAAAAAGUAUUGUAUACUUAAACGUGCAGACAGUGAAGAUGGGCAGAGAAUUUUGUGCCAUUCAUAAUCUUUUAAAUUGGAAUAAAUAUAGUGUGAACUUGCUUAUAUUUUUUAUGUUAGAUAAAAUUAACUUCAGUUUUCCUUUUCAUAGUAUUAUUUAAAUAUUUAUAUAUUACAUAAUUGUUGUAAAUAUCCAUGCCCAAUUUCUUGUAGGGUAAAUUUCACUAAUAUACCUAGGCCUUACACUCCAAUGAUUGGCUUUUCCAGCCUUAUGUUACGGUAGCAAAGGUGUAACCUUCCAUGAUAAAGUUAGCGGCCUAUGACUGUACUUUAAAGGGUCAAUCAUUGAAUAGUUUACUUUUAUCGUAAGUUUAACUUACCACCGAUAUCUGCCUGCAAGCUGCGAUGUGACUAAGCUUGCGUGAAAUAGUUACCAUGUUAACAAUCAAUCCACCUUACUUAUUGCGGAAAGCGGGGUGGCGUUAGAAAACUGCUGAUUUAUUUUUAGCUGCUAAAAUUAAUCGAUAAUAUGAUAAAAAUACAAUUUUAAACCCGGUUACGUUGUAUAAUGCAUAUCUGUUUCCCUACAGCUUCAGCUUUUAUAUAUUAUUUUGUAAAUAAUAAAAUACUGAUUGAAAUCAUACAAA